AAGAUUUUCUCUGAGAAGAGAUUUAACGAAUGUGCUGAUGUCAGUGUUAAUUUUCCUUUCAAAUGUUGUCAUUACGACAAAUGAUUAGCUCUAUAAUUUCAUCAAAUUUUGGCGAAAAUAAAAGCUACAAAAUAGUUGUGGAUGGCAAAGACAAUUACUUCUGCCAGUGUCCUUUGCUGCUUCUUCAGAAAGUUCAUUUAAAAGAUCCUUUGACAUGUUUAAUAGAAGAAACCUUGUUUGCCCAUCAUGAGCAAUUUGGAUGUUCAACAACAUCUUUGUUAACUAUGUGCUAUUUGUGGGAUGACAUAUUUCAUAAAUUAAUGGAAGAGGGAUGUGAAGUGAAAGAUAUUAUUAAGUAUGCUCAAGUAUUUUUGGAGAAUGUAAUUUCACAGAUUUCAGAGAUUACUUUCAAAGUCGACCAAGUACUUUUUCCAAAGACAAAAACCCUUGGAAAUGAUAUUUGUGGGAAGGCAUUAAAGAAACCAAGUAUGCUCCAUCAAAGUAGUUGGCAUAAUUUAUACAAAGUAAUGCCUGAAAAAGCUAAGAAUUUAUCGGCAAAAUCAAGCAUUGGUUUAAAAUAUAGCAGCCGUCAUUUUUCACCUUUCCUGGCAUCUGAAAUAGAAACGAAUGUGAAUGAGGAAAUUCCAGGAAUGGAUAAAAAUAUUUUUCAAAGUUGUCCUGAUAGUGAAGAACAUUUGUCAAAAGAAACAACUGAUCGUCUGUAUGCUGUAGUCUGUAAACUUAGUCGAGGUAAUGAAGAAUAUGCAAAGUUAGCUCACAAGAUAUGGGUUCAGCAAAUUUUGACUACUAAGUCCUUAAAGUAAUAAAAGGGAGUAUUACAUUUGAG
This is a messenger RNA of Uloborus diversus, 847 nucleotides long. RefSeq lists its product as uncharacterized. The transcript has 6 exons. Bases 63 to 824 code for a protein of 253 amino acids. NCBI's taxonomy places the organism in Eukaryota, Metazoa, Arthropoda, Arachnida, Araneae, Uloboridae. The record is from RefSeq and is a predicted model, not a curated record.